Molecule: messenger RNA, 2393 nt
Organism: Sesamum indicum (sesame)
Lineage: Eukaryota; Viridiplantae; Streptophyta; Magnoliopsida; Lamiales; Pedaliaceae
Product: 26S rRNA (cytosine-C(5))-methyltransferase NOP2B
Biological process (GO): rRNA base methylation; maturation of LSU-rRNA
Cellular component (GO): nucleolus
Molecular function (GO): RNA binding; rRNA (cytosine-C5-)-methyltransferase activity
Source: RefSeq, a predicted model, not a curated record
AACCCUUGCGUUGCUUUCUGUAUUUUUUGAGCCCUAAUUCAGGCUCUCAAGAAAAAGUCCAGUCUUUUCUUUGAACGGAUUACACCAUUCUCUCUCUAGAUACUCCUUUGCCCGACCUCGACGCCGCUCCGCUCUGCCGUCGCCGUUCACUUCUGUUCUUUAAGAGACAACGAUUCAAUGGCUGGACCUAAACUCGGUAGGAAAAAGGGAGCUAAGGCGAUAAGUCAUCCUCCCAGGAAGAAACAGAAAGCAGUGCUUCCUGUGGAAGAAGAAUCAGAGAAAGAGGAGUUGCUUAGUGAUUCAGAUGGCAAAGAUGAGCCUGAGAAGCUUGAAGAAUCUGAUGAGGAAGAAGACGAAGUAGACUCUGAUUCAGAAAUGUCUUCAGAUGGUGAUGAUCCGUUUGCCAAUGACAUCCUCCGAGGAAAUGAUGAUGAAGAAAAUGGUACUGAUGAAGAUUCAGACUCUGGUGAAGAUUCAGAUUCUGAUGCAUCUGAUAUUGAGAAGAGAGCUAGAGCUAUUGAUGAGGAAAAGGCACGGGAAGAAGAAGAUGCAGAAGCUGAGUUACAGCUUAACAUCAAAGAAGAAGCUGAUGAGUUCACAUUACCGACUAUGGAGGAGCUCGAAGAAGAAGCUAAUAGACCCCCAGAUCUUUCUAAUCUUCAGAGAAGGAUAAAAGAGAUUGUGCGGGUGCUGUCAAAUUUUAAGUCUUUGAGGCAAGAGGGGGCAACACGCAAGGACUAUGUUGAUCAACUUAAAAAGGAUUUAAGCUCCUACUAUGGAUACAAUGAGUUUCUGAUUGAAGCCUUGGUUGAGAUGUUCCCAGUUGUUGAACUUAUGGAGCUUAUUGAAGCUUUUGAGAAGCCAAGGCCUAUCUGUCUUCGCACCAAUACUUUGAAGACUCGUCGGAGGGACUUAGCUGGUGUACUUUUAAACAGGGGUGUCAACCUUGAUCCUUUAAGCAAAUGGUCCAAAGUUGGCUUAGUUGUGUAUGAUUCUCAAGUUCCAAUUGGAGCCACCCCAGAAUAUAUGGCUGGCCAUUAUAUGCUUCAAAGUGCCAGCUCUUUUUUGCCGGUGAUGGCCCUUGCUCCUCAGGAAAAAGAAAGAAUUGUUGACAUGGCGGCCGCUCCUGGUGGUAAAACUACCUAUGUUGCUGCUCUUAUGAAAAAUACUGGUAUCAUUUAUGCAAAUGAGAUGAAGGAGCCGAGGCUCAAAUCACUCACUGCAAAUUUACAUCGGUUGGGCGUAACAAACACCAUAGUCUGUAACUAUGAUGGGAGGGAGCUUCCUAAAGUUCUGGGAAACAACUCAGUUGAUAGGAUUUUGUUGGAUGCUCCUUGCAGUGGCACUGGGGUUAUAUCUAAGGAUGAAUCUGUGAAAACCUCAAAAAGUGCUUUAGAAAUACAAAAUUGUGCCCAUCUGCAAAAGCAAUUGAUACUUGCAGCAAUUGAUAUGGUGGACGCCAACUCAAAGUCAGGGGGAUACAUUGUUUACUCCACAUGUUCCAUAAUGGUAGCGGAGAAUGAAGCCGUCAUUGAUUACGCACUCAAGAAGAGGAAUGUGAAACUUGUGCCUUGUGGACUUGAUUUUGGACGUCCAGGAUUCAUUCGCUUCAGAGGGCAUCGAUUUCACACCUCGUUGGAGAAGACAAGGCGCUUUUAUCCCCACGUUCACAACAUGGAUGGAUUCUUUGUAGCAAAGCUAAAGAAAAUGAGCAAUAUGAAGCCAACUCCACAACAGUCUGAUGAUUUGGGAGAGGUAGAGGAAGCCCAUGAAUUAAUUGAAAGAAAUGAGCAGAACGAAGAUGGUCAGAAGCAUCAGACGGAAAAAGUCGUCAAAGAGAAUCAGAAGGAAAAGGUUGUUAGAGUGAAUCAGAAGAAAAAAGUUUCUCAAGAGAACAAAAAAGUGAACAAUGGCUCUACUAAAAUGGGAGAAGUGGAAAAAACAUCCGCAAAUGAACAGAGAAUGAAAAGGAAGCGGCCUUCUAGAGAGGAAAUUGCAAAAGCUAGAGAAGAGAAGAGACAAGCUCUAAGGGAAGCAAAGAGAAAGGCUAAGACAGGAAACAAAGCCGCUAGCAUGAAGAGCCAGGAUGCGGAUUAACACACCCUCCGCAUAAUUUAAUGCACAAAUGGAACUCUGUGAGAGCAAUGCCUCCAAAAACACAGCAGAAGAACGGAAGCGGAAGGCAGAAAUAGUGAAGAAAAUACUCACAGCAUUUGACGACUGAUCGGCCAAAUGUGUAACUAUAAGUUAUAGCUGGGAGAGCCCAAUUGGUGUAUUUUACAAUUUUAUGCUGCUUUAUGCUUAAGUGUCGUGGAACUCGCAAAGUUUGGCUCCGCCACGAAAUUUUGUACUAUCGAGAUUGUUAUAAGAUAUUGCUGAGAAAGAUCAAAUCA